UUCUCUUUCUUCUGACCGUCCUCUAAUAGAAUUCCUGCUGUCCUCGUUUUGCUAUUUCUGUCUCUUCUAUUCAUCUGUAAUUGUUUCUGUCUGUUUACUUUUAUCUCCGUGUGUGUGUGUGUGUGGAUAUAUAUCUCUUUCCUGAAAUGUCGGAAGUUCGCGAAGAGCAAAACUAUCUUUUGCGGAUACGAAGAGGAGACAUCUUCCAGUUCAGAGCCGACUGGGUGUUUCCAUACAAUAUCUAUGUGGGUGUUUAGUGUUUAGUGUUCGUUCUCUCUCGGGUAGUCAGUUUGUGUCCGUGUGACUAUCUACGAGAGCAAGUGUGCAUCUAUGUCGCCGUCCCAAAGCUGCCGUAUUCUAUGGGUAAUUGGCUGCUUAGGUUGCGAAAAGUUAAAAUGUCGUCAUCACCUCAUAAGUCUGCACGCUGUGAUGACAAAAUCUGCGAUGAGUUGGUGAACCCUACUGCAGAAAUGGUAAAAGAUGAAUGUGCAGUGGCCAACCGUUUUGAAGAACUCUUCAAUAGUCCUCAUUUCAGUGACAUUCGGUUGAACAUCUGUGGUGAUGUUUAUUAUGCCCACAAAUUUCUGUUAGUUACAGCAAGUGAAGUCUUCAAUGCAAUGUUAAACGAAGAGCGAUGGAGAGAAUCUCGUCAACCUGAGAUCGAAUUAAAUGAAACUGAUGAGUGUAUUCCAGUUUUUGGCCAAUUCUUGAAGUAUAUUUAUUGUGGCAAAGUGGAACUUACAACAGACACGACCCUUCCAAUUCUCUUGCUUGCGGAUAAAUACUCUCUGUCUAGUUUGCGUAAGUCUUGUGUGGAUUAUAUGCUGCGACACAUUGUGGAAUCACCAGACACUAACAGGACUCUGACGUGGUACCAGUAUGCCAAAAUGACUAACCAGGAUGAGUUGGCAGCCAACUGCUUGAAAUUCAUCACAUCAAACUUUGACCUUAUUCUUCGCACAGCUGAUUGGCUGGACGUUUCUGACUCUGAAGUUGAAGAGUUCUUGAAAAACUCUGAGCUUCUUGUUAGCAGUGAAGCUGCUCUCUGGAAGGAGGUUGAGAAAUGGCUGGUGGUUUCUGAAAGCCGACUAGAAAAAACUGAAGAUAAUUUGGCAAAAAUAAUUCCGCUGUUACGCUUUAGUAUGAUGACACCACGCCAACUCUUGGACAUUGAGUCUUCCAAUUUGUGUCGUAAUAACCCAGACAUUUUCAGUCCACCAUUAAACGCAGCUUAUCGCUACCAUUCACUUUCGUCUGAUGUUCUUACUGAUAUAGGCAAAGAACCUUACCGAAAUUACACGGAUGACUCAUAUUCAAUUUGUUGCAAAAUUGGUCUUCAGAAGUACCGGGAAGUAACCAAAAUUAACAGCAAAAUCGAUGCUAUGUUUGACGUUCCAAUUGUUUAUGCUGCUCCCUCUCGAUCAGUUGUUAAGAAAUUUACUUUCCGUGUGGAAUUCUUCUCAAAGGGCUACUUCAGUGCGUACUCGUUAUACGGACGUUAUCUUGGUCGUCAGACAGACAUGACCAUGAUGAACAUAGACUGUACGGUGACACCAGAUCUGGCCCUUAAAGUAGAGUUCACAAUAGUAUUCUAUGGUAAAAAGAAAGACUUGGAGUAUGUCGUGUACACCUACCACGGGGCCCACACAUUUAGUCGAGACAGCUGCGGGGCUGUGGUUGAGAAUGUGAUACCCUUGAAAUUGUUGACGCAAAAGGAUUCUGUGUAUCUCAUCGAUGGAAAUUUAGUAGGAAGUAUUUUUAUAAAAGUACAGAAGGUUAUACAGACCUCACAGAAUUUUAAUAACUAGAGAUACAUUUGCCUAUGCUUUGCUGAGAUACCUUUCAUGUAUUGUGACAGAAUAACAUGUGUGUAUGUGUUUGCAUAUAUAUAUAUAUAUAUAUAUAUAUAUAUGUAUAUAUAUAUGUGUGU
Molecule: messenger RNA, 1930 nt
Organism: Octopus sinensis (East Asian common octopus)
Lineage: Eukaryota; Metazoa; Mollusca; Cephalopoda; Octopoda; Octopodidae
Product: BTB/POZ domain-containing protein 17-like
Exons: 4
Coding region: 360-1808 (482 amino acids)
Molecular function (GO): protein binding
Source: RefSeq, a predicted model, not a curated record